Musca domestica (house fly) is the source of this 1112-nucleotide messenger RNA. RefSeq names its product transcription initiation factor TFIID subunit 11. The transcript is spliced from 2 exons. The coding region runs from base 21 to 947 and encodes 308 amino acids. The record is from RefSeq and is a predicted model, not a curated record. NCBI's taxonomy places the organism in Eukaryota, Metazoa, Arthropoda, Insecta, Diptera, Muscidae.
UUUCGUAAAUCGCAAUCGCCAUGAACGCAUCUCUGUCUGUAUUAUCAAUCAGUUUAGUGGUGGUGUAUUUUUUCACUUUCACUCUUGCCCAUGUCGAUGGAAUGCCCACAUGGGGUCAAGGUAGAGCUACGGAAGAUGGUGAUCCAAAUGUACCAAUUUUAUAUCGCCGAUUUAUACGCCGAAAACCAAUCCAGGGCAGAAAACAGGUGGAAGUUUAUGAAAUAUUCGAAACCCAACGCAGACCACCAGCCACACCGUACCGCAUGUCAGACGAGGAGUUAGAUCGGUUUAUAUUUUGCGAUUUUCAUCGUGAGUUGGAAGAAUGUGUACAAUACUGGGAGGAUCGUCGUGCCAAUAAAGUAAAAACCACAACGCCCCGGGCAACUUCAUAUACAACUACAUCUACAACUCCAACUGCAACUCCAUCUACAACUCAAUCUACAACUCCAUCUACAACUCCAUCUACAACUCCAUCUACAACUCCAUCUACAACUCCAACCACAACUUCAUCUACAACUCCAUCUUCAAAUAAUGAUAUCGAUGAUGAUUUUGCUGACGUGGAAACUGACGACGACCAAAAUGAAGACAACUGGGGAAAUCCUGACCUCAAUGAAAUCUUUGACGAAGCAAAUGAUGACGAUUCUCAUCAACCGCAAACCGAAGACGACAGGGGAAAUAAUGGUUUCGAUAAUGGCACUGAGGACGAGGAAAAUGAUGAUAAUGGCGAAGAUCCUCAUCAACCGCAAACAGAAGACAACUGGGGAAACAAUGGUUUCGAUGAUGGCACUGAUGACGAGGAAAAUAACGAAGACGAAGACUAUGAUAAGAAAGAUGUUGAAACUGAUUUCAUGCCGUAUUCCAAUGAAAAAGACUACAACUUGGAAGAGGAAACAGUUAAAGAGGAGACCACAACGGCAUCCGUUUUCAAUCCUUUUAAAUUGUUUUAGGAGCUUUUCUGAGAAAAAAAGGGAUUAAAACUUUUAAUUUUCAUACAAAAUAAAUACUGCGUAUCUUACAAAAGCUGCAGUUGUUCAUUUCUUACAAUAAAUCACUUAUGACAGACAGAUGUUCAAAAAAAAUCGUAUCAAUAAAAACAAAAAUUUGUGUGUGUG